AAUUAUAAAAUGGUGAAAAAAGCGAGAGCCGAAACUUUGUUACUUACAAUAUUUUCGCAGAUUUGGCCUGCGCUGAUUGCCAGUCUCAAUUCGUUCUCCGAUGGCAUGCAGUACGGUUGGUCCGCUCCUGCUUUACAAGUUCUCCAGUCUCACAACAAUUCAAUGCAUAUUGAAAAAGACGACGAAUUUUGGUUGGAAUCGUCCUUCCUGCUAGCAGGACUGUUGGGACUUCCUAUUAGUACGUAUCUGACCGAAGCCAUAGGACGAAGAAACACAAUUCAUGUCGGUUCUGUGGUAGCACUGGCAGCAUGGUGUAUAAUUGGAUUCACGAACAAGCUAAAGUACUUAUAUUUAGGCAGAAUUCUAGCAGGAAUUACUGGAAGUAUGUGCUAUGUAGCAACCAUCAUGUACUUAACAGAGAUAGCAAGACCCGACAUCCGAGGAUUUUUGACAAGUUUAGAUCAUCUUCAAAGUACACUUGGAACGUUGUUCAUUUACUCUGUAGUACCAUUUACUCCAUUCUACGUGCACGCUGUUGCUGGAGCAGUUUUAAGUUUGAUUCAAGUCAUCAUUUUUCCUUUUUUUACCGCAGUCACCAUAUUAUUUAGUACAAAGCGGUAAAACGCA
Molecule: messenger RNA, 627 nt
Organism: Zophobas morio
Lineage: Eukaryota; Metazoa; Arthropoda; Insecta; Coleoptera; Tenebrionidae
Product: solute carrier family 2, facilitated glucose transporter member 6-like
Exons: 2
Coding region: 10-621 (203 amino acids)
Biological process (GO): transmembrane transport
Cellular component (GO): membrane
Molecular function (GO): transmembrane transporter activity
Source: RefSeq, a predicted model, not a curated record